Molecule: messenger RNA, 2150 nt
Organism: Durotheca rogersii
Lineage: Eukaryota; Fungi; Ascomycota; Sordariomycetes; Xylariales; Xylariaceae
Exons: 2
Coding region: 519-1952 (477 amino acids)
Source: RefSeq, a predicted model, not a curated record
GGGCGAAAAUAUGACUGGAUGCUGGAGUGCCUACCUAACUAAGGUCGGUAUGGCAUUGCUGUCAUUUGCUUCUAUUCUACCCUACGCCAUAUAGGUGCCUCCCCAGGCAAUGUACAAGAGGAGAGAGGGCAGCUUUCGGGAGGAGGUACGAGGUUACCCGGUAACGAGGUUACAGGUAUAUGGAGAUGUCGGGGGUGUCGGGAGCAUGCGAGUACCGAGAGUAUACGAGUACGUGGGAAAUCUGCUGGAGGCAAAAGCACAGCACCCGGGGCCAGGCUCGGGUUCGGCUUGCAGAAGGAGGGAAUAACGCGAGUCUGGUACCGCGACUUCCUCAGGGAGUGUUUAGGUAGGCGCAACUGCUUUAGCACAACUUGUUGGCCUGAGGUUGGCCCCCUUAACCAGCUUGCCAAAUUCUACCAUGCUCAACUGUCUGCCUUGAUCACAGCGUGCGAUGGCUGUCCUUCCAUCAUCGGCUCGACUAUCCAGUUACUGCUCAUUCCGCCCUGUAGUCUAUUGCCAUGUGUUCUGGCGACGAGUUGGAGAGGCUAGCUCGCGCUGCUAGGUUGGAGGGCAAGCUUCGACAGCCCGAAAACCAGCUGAGCGCGUUGCGGCUCCUCCAGGCGCUCGUAGUCAAGGAGAUAUAUGCGGCCAAGAAGCAGAUGGGUCUGGUCGAGGCCCGCCUCCGCAAAAUCCAGGAGGCUAACACCGCCGAGGGCCGUAACGACGAUAUCGACAAGCGCCUUGACGAGCUCCGAAAGGACAAAGAGGGCUUCCGCCAGCUGAUAUCCGAGGCCGGGGCCGCCGCCCGAGAUACCAAGGACGACCUAGAGAGCCUCCGUGACCAGGUCAGCGACGAGUACGUUAAAUUGACGGCUGACAACGUCAGGUUCGGCAAGGAUGUGAGGGCUCUGAACAAGCAGGUCAGCCAGCACCAGGAGCGGAUCAAAGCCGUCGAGAGCGCCCUCGACGAUUUCUUGGCGAAGCUGCCCCCUUGGCAGGACGAGCUCACUAAGCUGAACGGCGCGCUGGCUCGCCUAGAGCCGAUGGUAAGGUCCGUGUACGACAAGGCGGGCCGGCAGACAGAGGGGACGACGAUAGAGACCGUCAGCGAGCAGGAGGCCAAGAUUCGCCGCUUCCUCGACAUAUUCGUCCCUAGGCAGGAGAAAUUCCUCCAGUUCCUCGAGCAGCUCCCUGCGCGAUCGUCCGCGACGCUAUCCACAGCGUCGGAAUCCUCCACGAUGAUAUCUGAGUCGCUUGACGGGAACGCGGUCGGCGGCGGCGGCGGCGGCGGCGGCCGUAGCGACAACGGAAGCGACAGCAGAACCUCGCAGUUAAAAAGCCCCUCCCCCCUGGUACCCUCUAUUGUCCCACCAGAACCACCGCAGCAGCAGGAACAAGAGAAGAAGAAAGAAAGAGGAAACGACAAGAGAAAGAGGAAGGAGAGAGACAAAGUACGGGAUCAGGCGCAGCGGAUCCCCCAAGACGGUGACCCGGGCCCUCCUCCGGAGGCCCGCCGGCUACUCGAGCAGUACAACCACUUCAGCUGCUCGUACCGGGCGAAGCGGCCCAAGAGCGAGGCCCGCUUCGUCGGGUCCUUCCUGCGGCGCAUCGACGCCCGCGCCGCGAGGCUGUUGCGGGAGCGCCUCGGGUCGCCGGAUUCGCUACGCUGGGCCCACGUCAAGAACGCUAUGCACCGCCUCGACGGGCGCGAGCUGUUCGCGGUGCUGCAGGAGGGGGCCGAGGGGGCCCGGGGGGAGACAGAGAGGAGCGGAGAGGGGGACGAGGAGCCGGGGCCGCUGCCGAGGGACGAGAAGGAGAAAGAUAAAGUGCGGGGGGGAGAGGGGGAGCGGAGGGGAGAGCCCGAGCAAGAUCGACCGCGCAAGCGGCCCAGGACGAGGGCGGCAGCCAGGGAAGAGGCGGCGAUGGCGACGGCGACGGUGACGUCCGCGUGAUCGGACGGGGUUCCGUACCUAUCUGCAUACCAGACUUUCCCGCCUCGUCUUUCGAGAAAGAGCCGGGGGGGGGGGGUCUACGGAAAGGCAUACGUAUGUGCCUCCUUUUUGUUCGUCUCCCUCACCUUUUAUAGUUAGAUCUAGGUAGUGAUUCGCGUUUACUUGGCGGAUGAUGAAUAUAUACCAAGUUUGAUCCCC